AUGUGGGGCCUGGACCUUCUCAACGCCCUGGUCACCAGGCUGCUGUUCGUGCUGCACUCCCUGGUUGGCGUCUGGCGAGUGACCGUCGUGAAGAAUGAGCCGCGGUACUGGCUGCUGGCGCUCCUCAAUCUCCUGCUCCUCCUGGAGACGGUGCUCACGCUCAAGUUCAAGCGUGGCCGGGGCUACAAAUGGUUUUCUCCAGCCAUAUUUCUGUAUCUGAUUAGCAUUGUUCCAUCUUUAUGGCUCCUGGAAAUGCAUCAUGAGAACCAGCAUUGCAAUGUUCAGUCUGAAGGAAUGUCACAGAACAUGAGCAGGAAAGAAGACUUCAAUCAAACCCGGAAACCAAGUGAACAUAUCCAUGGAGUGGAUGAUAUCAUUGAAACGGCUAGACUCUUUGUAAAUAACUUAUCUAGAGUAUGUGAGACAGUCUGGACCUUGGGCCUCCAUCAGACUUUCCUGCUAAUGUUGAUCAUUGGAAGAUGGCUUUUACCCAUUGGAGGUACCAUCACUCGAGACCAACUCUCCGAACUGCUCCUCAUGUUUGUGGGAACAGCAGCUGACAUCUUGGAAUUUACCACUGAGACUCUGAAAGAAAAUAAUGUGAGGAAUAAUCCUGGAUUGGUCUGUGCUAUCCUCCUUAUAUGGACUUGGAGUAUGUUGCAAUUUCCCCUUGACCUGGCAGUACAGCAUGCAGCGUGCCCUUCAUCUGCGAGUGCUAGGAGAUUCCCCAUUCUGUUUUUUUGCCUGUACAGUGCGGAUUUGUGGAACAUUGGCAUCAGCGUCUUUAUACAAGAUGGCCCCUUUCUGGUUGUGCGUCUCAUACUGAUGAUCUAUUUCCAAGUGAUAAAUCAUAUGCUCGUGUUCUUUGCUGUGAAGAAUUCCCUUGUGGUGGUGUUGCAUAUCUACCGACUGGUGGCGCUGGCGCUGGCAGCCCGCGCUUCCUUGCAAGAUCAUUCCCAGGGCCCCAAAACAGAGCGCAGCAGACAGGCUCAAUCUUCAGAGGGUGAGCGCAGGGGCUGGGAGGGCGAGGCAAGGGAAGGUCUGUCCCUUCCUUUGCAGACCUCACCAGUGACAUCUGACUCCCAUUCCUCACCCUAA
This is a messenger RNA of Dipodomys ordii (Ord's kangaroo rat), 1098 nucleotides long. It is a transcript of the gene Tmem26, whose product is annotated as transmembrane protein 26. NCBI's taxonomy places the organism in Eukaryota, Metazoa, Chordata, Mammalia, Rodentia, Heteromyidae. The record is from RefSeq and is a predicted model, not a curated record. The coding region runs from base 1 to 1098 and encodes 365 amino acids. The transcript has 6 exons.